Camelina sativa (false flax) is the source of this 871-nucleotide messenger RNA. The record is from RefSeq and is a predicted model, not a curated record. Lineage: Eukaryota; Viridiplantae; Streptophyta; Magnoliopsida; Brassicales; Brassicaceae.
CUCAUGUUUUACGUUAAAAAGAUAUUGUUAAAUUUAAAUAUUAAAUUUUCGUCCAUAUAUAUUUUGGAAUAUGGUGGUAUCAGGGAGGUGACUGAGGAGUACACAAAUCAUAUGAAGAGGCUGACGGAGAAGAUUCUUGGUUGGCUCUCAGAGGGACUAGGGUUACCGCGUGUGGCGUUGACGCAAAGUAUGGGUGGCGAUACGGCUGAGUAUGUGCUUAGGAUCAAUUUCUAUCCGCCAACUCAACAUUCGGAAUUAACCAUAGGAGCUGCGGCGCAUAGUGAUAUGGGUGCUAUCGCACUCCUUGUACCCAGUGAGGUUCCUGGACUUCAAGCCUUCAAGGACGAACAAUGGUAUGACCUUAAUUACGUCAACUCUGCCGUUGUUGUUAUCAUCGGCGAUCAACUCAUGAGGAUGACCAACGGGAGGUUCAAGAACGUGUUUCAUAGAGCAAAGACGGAUAGGGAAAGAUUGAGGAUUUCUUGGCCUGUUUUUGUUGCGCCUAGGGAUGAUAUGUCCGUCGGACCUUUGCCGGAGCUUACCGGAGACGAGAAUCCUCCCAAAUUCGAGACUCUAAUAUAUAAAGAUUAUAUUGACCAGAAGAUAAAAGGUUGGGCGCUCGAAGAUCUUCCAGUCUACUGAGAACCCUCAAAACCACGAAACAAAUUGAGUAUCAUCCAACGAUGUCAUAAUAAAGGAUGAUAUAUUGUUUCAAAUGAUAAUAUCAAUGUGUUCAAGACUUUUGAGUUACGUUUUUAUUCACAGACUAGUGUUUGAUAAUUGCUCUUUCUUCCUUUGGAGUUUCUAUAAAUGCAAUAUAUGAUAAUAUGGUUUGAGGGUUUCUAAUAUAAAUCCGAUCCGUGUUCGUUAA